This is a messenger RNA of Acanthosepion pharaonis, 501 nucleotides long. NCBI's taxonomy places the organism in Eukaryota, Metazoa, Mollusca, Cephalopoda, Sepiida, Sepiidae. The record is from the annotation of a GenBank genome assembly.
AUGCACUUUUACUACUCAAUACACCUUCCUUAUUCCAAUACCUUUUGCUACUCCAAUACACCUUCCUUAUUCCAAUACACUUUUGCUACUCCAAUACACCUUCCUUAUUCCAAUACACUUUUGCUACUCCAAUACACCUUCCUUAUUCCAAUACACUUUUGCUACUCCAAUACACCUUCCUUAUUCCAAUACACUGUUGCUACUCCAAUACGCCUUCCUUAUUCUAAUACACUUUUGCUACUCCAAUACACCUUCCUUAUUCCAAUACACUUUUGCUACUCCAAUACACCUUCCUUAUUCCAAUACACUUUUGCUACUCCAAUACACAUUCACUAUUCCAAUACACCUUCGCUACUAAGUAUUAUGAUAGUUUUUCAACUGCAUCCAUUCCAAGUGUCCCUAUCCUCUCUCUCUCUCCCUCUCUCUUUUCUCUCUCUCUCUCUCUCUCUCUCUCUCUCUCUCUCUCUCUCUCUCUCUCUCUCUCUCUCUCCUUAUAUCUGA